Messenger RNA from Mucor mucedo, 393 nucleotides. RefSeq lists its product as uncharacterized. The coding region runs from base 1 to 393 and encodes 130 amino acids. Gene Ontology annotation, cellular component: nucleus. The transcript has 3 exons. The record is from RefSeq and is a predicted model, not a curated record. Gene Ontology annotation, molecular function: protein N-terminal-serine acetyltransferase activity; histone H4 acetyltransferase activity; histone H2A acetyltransferase activity. Lineage: Eukaryota; Fungi; Mucoromycota; Mucoromycetes; Mucorales; Mucoraceae.
AUGUUGGCACCUCAAGCGAGGUACUUGGUAGCACGGUCAGCUACGGAUGUGAACGAUCGUAAAGGAUUUCUCAUGUUUCAAAUGGUACAGGAGGAAACCAUGGACGAUGAUGUAAUGGCAAAUUGUGCUUAUUGUUAUGAGAUUCAAUUGAUGGCUUCAGCAAGAGGUCGAGGACUAGGUGAGUUUUUAAUGCAUCUGUUGGAUCGUGUUGGAUGUCAUUGGAAGAUGGAUAAGGUGAUGUUGACGGUGUUUAAAUCCAAUGAAGGUGCGUUUCGGUUCUAUACAAAGAAAUUAGGAUUUGAAUUGGAUGAGAUCUCUCCUGGUGCUUGUUUGCCACGUUCUAAGGCACGUUUAUUCGAUUAUGAGUUACUUAGUAAACCUUGCAGUCAAUAA